Messenger RNA from Seriola aureovittata, 3359 nucleotides. RefSeq names its product interferon-inducible GTPase 5-like. Bases 478 to 1674 code for a protein of 398 amino acids. Gene Ontology annotation, cellular component: membrane. Lineage: Eukaryota; Metazoa; Chordata; Actinopteri; Carangiformes; Carangidae. Gene Ontology annotation, molecular function: GTP binding. The transcript has 3 exons. The record is from RefSeq and is a predicted model, not a curated record.
UUUACACUUACCCACUGCACUGUAAAGUGCCUUACAAUGCAUUGUUUAUGACUGCUGAAACUAUAAAAUUAUAUAUUACAAUAUAGAUUAAAAUGAUGUAAAAUCGGUUUAAUUUCUCGUCAGUUUACGACUUUUCUGUGCUUAUUACCAUAGUUUUGUCGGAGGCAACACACUUUGCAUUAUCAUACAUGUAAAGUGAUUUUAUAGUACACAUGAUUUCUUGUAUGGGAUAUAAGAUUGCUGGUUUUGUAGCAUACAAUACCAUUUCAAAGCAGGUUCAUAUAAUUUGCUAAUGUAUAUUCAAUCCCAAAAUAACAAUGCGGUGAUUAUUGCAUGUUUUUUUCCCUUCUUUUAAAGAAUCAGCAUGGAUGAGCCAUCUGAUUCAUAUCCAGAAUGGAAAUUAGAGGAGUGUUGCAAACAAAUCAUCAGCUGCCAGGGCUGAGGAGCAUUUACUGAUUGCAGGCCACACUGAGUGCCAUGGAAGAUCCACUUGAUUAUGAACCAAUAGAAGAAAUUAGAGAUGUGCUGCAAACCAACAGGCCUGCUUCAGCAGCUGCAAUGAUCCAGGAAUAUUUGGAUCAGCAGAAUAAUAUUCCACUAAAUAUUGGCAUCACAGGAGAGUCUGGCUCUGGUAAAUCCACCUUUGUUAAUGCCUUUAGAGGCGUAGACAACAGAGAUGUGAGGGCCGCUCCUACUAGUUGUGUAGAAACCACCUCAGAUGUUACACCAUACCCCCAUCCAAACUAUCCCAAUGUCACAUUGUGGGAUCUCCCUGGCAUUGGAACCACCAGGUUUCCAGCUGACAAGUACCUGCAGCAUGUUGGAUUUGAGAGGUUUGACUUCUUCAUCAUCAUCUCAGCUGAUCGCUUCAGAGAAAAUGAUGUGAAACUCGCUCAGGAGAUUCAGAGGAUGAAGAAAAAGUUCUACUUUGUUCGCUCAAAGAUCGACCAGGACUUACGUAAUGCAGAAAGAAGUCAGAGGGAGUUCAACGCAGAAAAAACUCUGACACAAAUCAGGGAAAACUGCAUUCAAGGUCUUCAGAAACAAGGUGUUGAGUCUCCGCAGGUCUUCCUGGUGUCCAGCUUUGAGCUCCACCUGCAUGAUUUCCGUCUGUUACAGGAGACUCUAGAGAGAGAACUUCCUGCUCACAAGAGAAAAGCUCUGCUGUGUGCCCUGCCCAAUAUCAGCCGUGGGAUCAUCAACAAGAAGAAAGAGGUUUUACAGUCAACUGUAAAGUACUACGCCUCUCUAUCUGCAUUUGUAGAAUCUGCACCAAUGCCUGGGUUCACUGUCAUCAUUGCUGAUCUAAGCAUUGCAUUUAAAGCCAUCAAAAUGUACCAAGUUACUUUUGGUCUUGAUAGCGAGUCACUGCAGAAUUUUGCUCUUAGUGCAGGCGUGUCUGUAGCUGAUCUUAGAGCAGUUAUGACUUCCCCAGCGGCUGCAAUAGAGAUAAACAAAGACCUUGUUACUAACGUGAUCUACUAUUCUUCAGGCCAAACUUUAAUAACGGCAGCAGAGGAAGCAUACAGAUUCAUUCCAAGGUUUGGAAUCCCAGAAGCAAUGAGCCUCCCAUUCAUCACCACCCACAAUGUGCUCAGUAUUUCCCUCAGCAUGCUCGCUGAGGAUGCACAGAGAGUAUUUACGAGGGCCCUGGCUUUAAACACCUCAGUGUGAUAUUAUAAAUUAAGGAAAUAUGGCACAUUUAAAACAUUAGUGUUUAAAUAGCAUUUGAAUUCAACAGUCACUUCUUUACCUGAACUCCUUGGAUUUCACCUUAUUGAACAGAUUUAGUACUUAGUACUUACUUCAAGGUCUCCCUACUGCACUGAAGCUUCAGUGUUGUCCCUCAUUUUUAAGUCGCUCUGGAUAAAAGCAUCUGCAAAAUGACUAAGUAUAAAUGUAAAUGUUGAUUCCACCGAGUCCACUCAGGCGUGUAGCGUAUCAAUUGUAUCUGCAGGCCCUUAAUAAACACUUAGUUAUCAAAGCUGAACCCCUGUACCAUGUAAUGCUAUUUAUAGAAGUGAAGGACAGAAUAAUAGAAACAGCACUCUCUUCUUUGAUUGCUUUAGUUUUUAACGUCACAACUAAAUUCUCCAUGGCGUGGUCUCCAGGAGACGUUGGAAACAUUCCUCUGAGAUUCUCGUCCAUGUUUCUGAUCCGUCAGCUGCACAUUCAUGCAGCUUCUGUAUGUGCAUUACAGUAAAAAGAGACGGUUGUGAGUGUAAAUCACAGGAGAUCAGCAGUUUCAGGAACACUCAAACCAGCCUGUCUGACACCGACAGUCAUGUUCACAGUCAAACAUUCUGUUCCCAUUCUGAUGUUUGAUGUGAACAUUAACUGAAGCUCCUGACCUGUACCUGCAUGGUUCUAUACAUCGCAGUGCUGCCGUGUGAUUGGCUGAUCAGAUAAUUGCAUGAAUAAGAGGGUGUGUACCUAAUAAAGUGCUCGGUGACUCGGAGUGACCGCCCUCCAGUGAUCACAGUGAGGAACUACAUAUAUUACAGAAAGUUUAUCAUCAGCAUUCAUAUCACCACUGUAUCACUGCUUCUAUAAUGCCACUGCAAUAUAUACUGCACUCUAAUCCAAGGUGAGGUGCUGCACCUGCACUUUCUACCAUAUCCCACAUGACUGCUGUCAGGCCGUAGAUACAGGCUUUUAAAAAUUGAGCUUGAUGACUUUGUAUAUAGUUUUGUCUAUGAGUGUGAUACAUGUAUAUAUGCAAUGUGUAUAUAUGCUGACAGGGAAUGAAUGCCAUCUCUUUAUGUAUCUACGUUGUGGUGUGGUCAUGUUAAUGUUUCUGUUGCAAUUGUACAGGCUGUGAAAGCAAAUUUCCUGUAGUAAUAAAGACUAUUAUUGAUGAUUAUUUUCAUGAUAUGUCAAACAUUCAACAAGUUUUUUUGAUUAAGCCGACUUCUUGUGCUUAACAGUGUGAGCAUGUAGACACCAGUCUCUCUUCCUGUAUGUACACGUCAUCGAGUCUUUCUGUGUCAGUGAAAGGAAUAAACCAUCACUUGUAAGGGACAAAAGUUUAUUGUAACCCUACAAAAGACACAGGGUGAGAAAAAAAUACAAAACAAAAAUAAAAUUAUAGAAAUGAAAAAAAAAAAAAAGAUUCUCAUUCUUAUACAAGUCUCAAAACUAUCCAUCAUACACGGACCACAGUUUAAUUAUUCAUAUUCAUAUUUUUAAUAUAACAUUUUGUUGUAAUGCUGUGUGUACAUACAAAAUAUAGCAAACUAAAUAAGGCAAAUAAAUAGAGGUACAAUAUACAGGAAAAUGGAACAUUCCUCAAUGUUUUAAUCUUUUUUUAAUCUUAUCUCAAACAUCAAGAAUGGUGUACAAAAUGCUUUUUUUUUUUU